Amoebophrya sp. A25 is the source of this 9844-nucleotide messenger RNA. NCBI's taxonomy places the organism in Eukaryota, Dinophyceae, Syndiniales, Amoebophryaceae. The record is from the annotation of a GenBank genome assembly.
UGGACGGCGAGCCGCCUCCUAAUAUCCUAUCCUAUCUAAUUGGAGGACUAGUAGCUACUCCUCUCUGCUCGGAGCUUCCUUAAGCCGUUUUUACCUUGGUUUCUUGCACAAAUAAAUGGCCUCGUCUCUCCGUUUGCUGCAGCUGCUCCGGGAUACUUUUUCUGAGAAGUCUUAGUUCGUUGUAGUAAUAAAAAGAGAGUGAAUUAUGGUGCGAACAAUGGUCGAGAGUGAGGCUUUUAUUUAAACAAGGAUGUUGAGGCACGGACGUGAUAUCGAGAGUGCUGGGAGCGCUCGUAACACUCCCUCAGACGAUGCCACUCCCUCAGACGAAGGCACUCCCUCAGAACAGGGCUCUCCCUCAGACGAGUGUGGAGGAUCUCCCGGCAAAGAUGCUGAGGCGCAAGCCCUGCCCCGAAGGAAGCACGUUUCCGGAAAGGAGCAAAGGGGCUUACGGCUUGUAGUCUAGAAGUGGUAUCCAGUAUUGCUAUUGCUGCUUCAAUGAUUGGAGAUACACACAUGAACUAGAACUUCUUGAAUUAUAUCAUGAUUGAUGCAGAUGCUACGGAGACUCGACGGAAGUCCACAUUAUACUUACAAAUUUACUCCAUAGAAGUACUGACUUUGAAAAGUCCUAGGUAAGUCGCAUUAUAUCACGAUUGAUCUGUCACCAUCCAAGCAAAAGGACCUAAACUUUCCAAGUACUUAGAUAGUCCGAAGAUAGUAUUGCACUGAUCUUUUUUUACUCGAUGAAGAGAACUGCCUACUUUUCUAAGAUAGAAGGGCUCUGCUUGUUCUCCCGGUCCCGCGCCGUCAACAGACAAAGGCGGCAAUCAAGCUGGCAAAAAGAACCAUCCUCGUGCUACUGCCGAGGACAGACGGCGCCGUGCGUGUUCAUGGUGUCAGGUUUUCGCUGCAGUAACCACUGUGGGACUUCUCUUGUCGGUGUGCUUCUACUUCUACUUAUGGAGGUUACUGCUGAUAUUUUUAUACCUACAGGUACACAGGUCCCUAUAUUUUCGUUUACAUACAUUUUCUUUGUUGUAAGUGGUUUGUCACCUUUAUCAUCUUUUACAUUUGUUUCCCUCAUAGAAUUAUAAUGGUGGAGUUGUAAAGUCAUCCAGGACGAAGUGGCUAGAAGAGAGUGAAAACUCAAUAAAACCAAAAGCUGAAGCUCGAAUUCUCUACAAGCGUGAUGCUGUUGCGUUCGCAGUGUUUGACUAUUGUUGGUCGUGCGCGACUGGAGCUACGGCUACCGUACUCGAUUUACUGCCUGCAACAGCCUUUCCUGGUUUUGUACUGGAGUUUCUCGAUCAGAGCAAGACGUCACGACCAGGAGAAGGGUGUUUUUGCGAUGUGGAGCCGACCGCGAGCAGUGCGCUGGAGUCAUCCUGUUGCGGGUCCACAAAUGAAGGUACUAAUUAUAGAGAUUGUUGAAAAGUCGUCUUUAAAACCUCCAGAGUUUGUAUGAGAAAGAACAGAUAUACUGUCAAGAAUAGAUGACAGCAUGAUAUUUAUCUUUCUUAUCAACGACGAUUCGUCGAACUCGGACUGUGGUACGAGUUUGCCCGUGGAGGUAAAAUUUUUUUACACGUCGUCCAAUGAAUUGUUUAUUCAUAUAUAGUAGUAGUACUCGAAAAGGUACGAGUGGUACAAGAACUUGUCGUGGAAACAACUGGGUCAUGGGGUAAACUACACCUUAACAUGCAUUCAUAUUUAUAUAGCACUUCUUAUUCAUAUUUCUUACUCUUAGUGCUUGAUCUUGUUCUUGUUCCUCCGAUGAACUACUAGUAUUUUACGUGAUAAAUCUUCUUCAGGACCACAGAGACCACGUGUAUCAUCUUCUGCUUCUUCGGAUCUCGUGAGUCCUAUAGAGGACACUCCCCCAGGUGGAGCACAACCUGCUGCUGCUCCUAGUAGAGCUGCUGCUGAUGGUGGUGGUAGUGGCAGUGCUCCUACAACUUCUGAUGGCGGUUCUCCUCAAGCAUCUACUGAAGCUCUUGGUGGUUCUACUGAAGCUCUUGGUGGUGAUAGUGCUACUGCAGCUUUUCGUGAUAGUUCCACCUCCGGCCCUGGGGCUGCUUCUGGUAGUAAGGACUUAAGGGUAGGUUAAAGGUGUUCUUGUUACCGUUUGUUAUGGCUCUCCUAAGGGAGACAGGCAUAACAAAAACAAACGGGGAGGUAAACGAACACCAAAAACCUACCUCUAAAGGACGCUGCUGGUGGUGGCGAUAGUCGGGCUGUUCAACCACCCCACGAUGGUAGUAUUAAGGAUGUUGCUGGUGGUGGCGAUAGUCAACUACCUGAUACCCCAGAUGCUCUCAAGCGGGCUCUUGCGGCUGACAAUUCUGGCAAAGCCGUGCUCGUGAGCAACACCAAACUAGCAGGGAAAUUGCGACUCGUGUCGCGUUUUUUUUCUUGUUCCGACAGGAUUCCACGUGCUGCGCCCAUGAGGGUUUUUGCGCUUUUGUGGAUGUCCCCCGCGCGCGACCUCAGUGAAUCCGACUUCGAGGAGUUUCGGCAUGUGUGUUGCGAUAUGAAUCCACGUUCUUCUGGCGCUCCCAAUGGCCGCUGCCCGAAGGAUGCCUAUCUGGUCAACGAGCUCCACCCGGUAUCGGCGGACGCAGUCUUGAAGUAUCCACUCGCUCAGCAGCAUGGUCAACAAGAAUUUGCAGAGGUGACUUUCGCGGAAAGCCCUCCUCUGUCCGUUCUGCCAGGUCAAGGCUCUGCUGAUGAGAUCACUGUAGUGGUAAAAGGAGCCACCAAGGAGGCAGCGGCGCUGCUGCGAAUAGACGAAGGCGCCACGCUGGAAGUCAAGCUAUCGGAUCUGAGGCUUGGUCGUGCUCCUCCUAGCGAUAGCGAGCUCUCAAAGGACGACUCAGAUACCAACUGGCCUCCCGUUUUUGUAAGGGACUCGAAAUGGCUUCCCCCGAAUUGCAUCCCGAACCCACAGAAAACUUGCCAGUGGAGUGUCCAGGUUAAGGCCGAUCAAUUUUUGUUGGCGUUGACAUUAAGAAAGUGCGGACGUAGCUGCCUGGCACGCAAGUAAAAUUUGUGCCAGUAGAAAAGUGACAAGCACUACGACGGGCUUUCGGCCUGACACAUCUUGAAGAGUGCUGCAGCUGUGAUCUGCGAAGCGCUUGCGCGGAUGAACAUUUCUUUGUGACCUUCCUCUAAUAAUGACGGCGAGCCGAACCCCCUUCACAAAUUCGCUGGAAACGUUUUAUAUGGCCUCCUCGAUAAUUCAUUAUCCAGCAUCUCCAUAACGAAGAUCCCUCAGCCGUAUCUACGCGCCUCCAACUACAAGGGAGACACUGUUGAGGCAUAGACCUGAGGGAUCUCCACGACAGGGAUGAACUACGUGGAGUGGUCUAAUUUUUGUGUAGUGGUCCCCAGCUUGGGCUUUCCAGACUAAUGCAGGUGGUCGUUCCAACAUUAGAAAAGACAUUUCCGAAUCGCCUCGGCAAUAUGUUAUUUCCCCUGGAGGGGGCGAAAGCGGAUGCAUCCAUUCGUUGCGAGGUAAUAACGAAGGGCUUUGUCAAUAAAAACCUGCUUGGGCCUGCCCUGGACGUUACGGAUAUAACGGGAUAUUUCUAUAGGCAUAUCGAUUAUUUCUAUGCAUAGACAUAGUUCACUCCUUCUUCGCACUAUAUGCUUCUUCGCACUAAUAAGUAUGCUCAAAGCACAAAAGUAGAGCAACCGGUCAGUUUUCCCUCUACCCUUAGACUUAUCUCUUCACGCAAACUGUAAUAUGCUGCUCAUCCUCAUCCCUUCCAUGUAUAUAGGCGUUUUCGAAUCAAGCACGCUCUUCACGACAGUAUUGAAUUCGAAUCAAGCCCAUUUUUAGCUUAUCUCUAGCUAGUACCUUGCAUCUCUCUUCUAGACCUAGAGGAGGAGUAGAUCCUGCAACUUUGUUCGACGAUCCUGCAACCUUGACACGUACAAGAUGGAUCGUCAACGGCUGGAUCCACGCACUCGCUCUAAUGUGACAACGCCAAAGUCGAAUAACAAGGUCCGUGACUGGUUUGCUAGUCAAAGUUGGUCGAAGCAAGGUGUUCCUAGCUGGUCGAACUCCGAUGAGGACGAUGCCACGGUGUGCUGUGUGAAUGGUAUCUACGUACUUAUUGUUAUUUUUGUUCUUUUUUUCUUUUCUUUAUUUCUUGGGAUUUUUAUUGGCUUCUUCCCUUUUUAUAGGGUCGAGGUUUAGGUCCAGCGGCGCUCAAAGCACUAAAUAAAACAGCCGGUUCGUUUUUACCUCUAGCGCGUAGCCCUUCCAACAAUGUAUUUGGGAUUUUUAUUCUUUUCCCAUAUUUAUAACGAACGCAUUUCGUCGUUUUAUUCAUUUAUUUCGAUUAAUCUCGUCAAGAAUGUGUUUCAUCUUCUGGUGGUGCUGAGAGCUGAUCGCGUAUCCAUCUAACCACAGCUAAAGCAGAAGAAGAACGACAGCAGCUCCAGAAAAAAACGGCAGAGGCGAAUGCGUUGCAGUGUGUGCCGAUCCAAGAUACUUGCAAGGUGGCUAUUGAAGUGGCAGACAAUUUAAGUGGAGGCUUUACUAGGUGCUCCUGUCUCUGUUGCCGUUAGUUUUCCCUUUCUUAAGGAGGAAGGGCAUAGCCAACGGGGUAGGCUCCCGCAAGUAAAAAAUCCUACCGCUAAACGAAGGACGUCCUGCAACUAUCCAAAAAGAGGUCGGGGAGUUCGUGUGCAGAAAGAGCUCUGCUGUGAUGCAGGAUCGUGAGCAGCUACAGCGUGACGGUAUCUCCGAUUGUAAGGGUAUUACGCGGAAGCUCAUCACCUCCAAAAACAGCAUCAAGAGCGGUCAACCUGCGUGGGAAAGAGCUUUGGAAACCGAGUUGAAGGAUAAUUUAGUCUUGCCAGAUAUCCUCAACUGGAUUGGCAGAGAAAACCCAGAGGAGUCUUGCUGCGAAGCUACACGCAAAGGUGUGGAAUUAUAUUUAGUACUGAGGUGCUUGUAGAAGUUUUUCUUGUUUGCAUUUUUUAUAAAAGCUGCGAGUGGUAGCCAUUACAUAUUUAUAUGUUGCUUAUUUUUUUGUUCCAAAAGACGGCAACAUUGAGCCACACCAUGAUGAUGCUCAAUAAGAGGGACCGCGACCAGUUGUAGCAGUUUUUGGUACAAAAAGAAAAACAGCUAGAACGCGGCGGGCUACAUUAUCUAUCAUUGAUCUUUCCCCCCCCAUCUUUCACCAGCCAUUGCGCAACGGGCGAUACGGUUAUCGAAGUGCUUCCCUACCAAGCAGUGCGAGUGGUCGUGGAAGACCAAAAAUGACGCGUAUACAACAAGGAAUGGGCCAGCAGGAGCUGCCUUGUGUGGUCAGAUGGACCCCGUCCUCGGUGACAAAGUCGCUACAGCACUUUUCGGUGACGUGGAGGACUUGACCUACAUGACAGAACCAAAGUUACGGGUAGGUUAAAGGUGUUCCUGUUACCGUUCGUUUUGCCUCUCUGAAGGGGGAAAGGCAUAGCGAACAGGGUAAAAGAACACCAAAAGCCUACCUCUAGCAAAGGACUUCGCGUGCAGUGGCGUAAUUACCAGGGUUAUGGCAUGUUGUUCAAGUUUCCCACGAGGACGAGCGAAAAAGUAGUAGAGCGAACUCCUUGAUGAAUAUAUCAUGUUACGUAAGUAUGCGUAUGCUUAUCUAUAUUAAUGUUGUCCUUCUAGUAAGGUAAUAAAAAUAGAACUCGUACGUCAGGUGGUGCGGAUUGUCAUUACUACCUUGACUUUUCUAAUGCGUGCGUCCUGCGUGAUGAGGAGAGGAUGAGAGGAAUCGCUAAGGCACUCGGCUGGCAGGGUCUGCCACAGUGGAGGAAUGCGGAGAUUGAUAAGACCGCCUGUUGCAUGUCUGAAAAUGAAAGUAUUACAAAUAUUAAUAUUUGCAUUUGGCGAAUGCAACUUCAUCUACUGUAGUUCAAUAGAAAUAACUACAAAUAUGUUAGAUCACUUUAUUUGAAAUAAUUGUUGUAGAAGUACAAAAAACCCAAUCAUAUUUAUGUUCAUACAAAGUUACUAGAAGUACAACUGUAUGUAGUUCUAAGGCGGGCCUAAUACAAAUUCAUUAUCUUAAACUCUGGAGGUGGAACUUCCUGGAAGUGGAGUUACUGCGUUUACCUUGAAUACUUCCUGAAGAAUAAAACUACUGUCUUCAUCACAUCUUGUUCAGAGGGCUUUUUCGACUGGCUAGAAGUGUCGAAAACCUGCGUACCACUUGAGAGCGUGGAGGCUUGCAAGAUGAAAAGGACAGAGGGAACGUUUUUUUUCCCAGCCGCCGACUUGUGUGACGCUAGGCGGAGUCCUUUUUAAGGCGAACUUCCCCUAAUCCAUCUCUUCGGCUAUCCCUCAACCGUAUGCACCCCAAAGCAAAGGGAAUGCUGAGGCAUAUCCUUGAGGGAUUGCCACUGGGAUAGACUGGGGAGAGGUCUAAAGAACUGGUGAGGGUUGGUACGUCCCGGACAAGUACGAUCCGCCACGACUUCCCACAAAACUUUUUGGCAUUGACAGCGGAAUCUCUGGCGACAUAAGCUGCAGUACGAUUACCAGGGUUAUGCUAAGUCAGUACUUAAAUAAUAUCAUUACCGGAGGCUUUGCACAGGGCUCCUGCCUAUGGGGUUGACGGGAUGACGAUAGCGCAGGCGCUUAAAUAAUUGGGUUUAGCUAACAAGUACAAGAGGAUACUUGAUGAUGAUAGCUGCCCUUUUCUCUUUUCUGUCUUCCUCUGGUCUUUCUUUUUUCUAGUUAGGUCUGCUCCACCACGAUCAUCGCCAGGGUUAUGCUAAAAACUAUCUCUAUUUAAUAUCAUUACCAGGGUGAUGCUAAAAAUUAUCGAUAUUUAAUAUCAUUACGACCAGGGUGAUGUUGAAAAUUAUCACUAUUUGAUAUCAUUACCAGGGUGAUGCUAAAAAUAAUCAAUAUUUGAUAUCAUUACCGGGGUGAUGCUAAAAAUUAUCACUAUUUGAUAUCAUUACCUGGGUUAUGCUAAAAAUUAUCACUAUUUGAUAUCAUUACCUCCCGGGCCAGGGUGGCGUUAAAAAUUAUUAUUAUUUAAUAUCAUUUUCAUUUAUUCUUCUUUUUUAGUUUUUUCCUACUUAGUUAGUUUUGGGGUUGGUGGCUUCUCUGCAGGUCCAACUGGCUUGGGUAUUGCCAUUUUUUCACUCCUGUCCUGCCCCUUACAUUUACUAUAUAUUUCAUCGUUAUCGUAGACUUAUCCCUUCAAGCAAUAUAUAUGUAUAAAUAUUUCUUUUUUUCUCAUACACAUUAUUCCUCAUUCGUUCGUGCCAGUAUUCUCGUUCUUGUGGCUUAACUUCGCAUGACGCCUGUGCUCCUCUUCAAUAGUACUUACUACUACUUCUAGUCUUUAGUAGUCUACUCUCCUCACUAAUCACUAGCGCCGCCUUAAUAUCUUCAUUUCUUCUUUUUUGGUUUCUAGGUGGUUGGCUCCACCUCCACUAUUAUUUUUUAUUGUCAUUUUCAGCACAAGAUCCGCCCAGUUCUUCUAUCUGUAGCACCAGCACAGUAUCUUUGGUGAUGUGAGGUUGUACUUGAAUCGACCAUAGAAUGAACGAGUACCCUCCAUGACACCCCUUCUAAAAAGAGUUUCCUUGGGAAGAAUUUCCACGUCCUUCAAGAAGUCAUCAACCGGCACUAUAGCAAGAGCGAUCAGUGGGUACAGGAGGUGCUGGAAGGCAACGAUGAUACAGCUUGCUGCAAAAGCACCGAUGAAGGUAUAAGUAACCGAUUUUAAUAGCACCUUAUGUGUCUUUUCAUAUUAGCGCGUCUCAUUUAUUUAUAGAUGAUGAGAUAGCAUACGCUUAGCAUUCUUACUUCAAAAAAUUACUCCUCGACCAGCACGAAGUUCGAAGUUUGCAUGACUUGUUAAAUUAAGUUAUCUUUCAUCUCCAACCACUACCCCAGUGGACAAACAAGAGAGAUGGGCGGCCGAAGAAAAGGAACGCCAAGAACAAGCUAAGGCGAAUCGACACGCAGAGGACACCACUGCAUUGCAGUGCGUGCCGAUCGCAGGCAGCUGUAUGGUCGCGUCCCGACGUGAGGAUCAUAUCGAUAUUCAGUAUGUUAAGGCUACUUUACCACUAUACCAUUUAUUGCACCAUGAAGAUGGUGAGUAGAGUGCUGCCCUUAGAUUUAAAGAAAGAACCAAGGCGGAGAAAGAAGGGCAACCCACUCAACAAGGGAAAAUCCAUCUACCUUUAAUCACGACAAAAUACGCAUAAUCGAUGGUAACAGAGAAGCAGGGGAAUUUUUCUGCAAGAGGGGCUCUCCGGUGAUGCAGAAGAAGCCCCAUGGUAUUCAGGACUGUGCAAGCAUCACGCGAAACCUGAUAGACGAAGUGAGUAAACAGAAUCCACCUGCUGACAGCGCAUGGGCAGAGGCUUUCGAACAAGCAGCGGAACACAGGGACAAUGUGUGGAAACUUAUUUACCAUCCGGGCCACGGAAUCAGGUGGGACCGGAAGAGGCAGGGGCAGAAUGAAAAUGAGCCCUGCUGCGAGGAGAGCCCAUCAAUUAGUAUCAUCUUCUUUGUGAUGAGUAUCGUGUUGUAGAAGUUUGUUGUAGUUUUCAUCUCGAUGCUGCUCUUGUGCUCUCUUCUAGAGUGUUCUCAUGGAAAGUCUUUCAUCGAGUAAUCCAAAAUGAAUAUUUCAAGUACAAAUGAAUCUACAACAUGGAAUCAUGGUAUUGGUAAAUCGAUCGUAUCAAAUAUAUCGACUUAAAAAUCACAGGUGAGCCAUAUCGGCUGCAUUGAGGGAGAUAUGCCUUUUCAAGACUGGGACUAUCAUGAUCGGCCAUGAGACAGGCUCGAGCUACAGGCCUGAGGCGAAGUAUCUCGGAUGGGCGUCAACUCAAGUAUGUGAGGAGAUGAGCAAAGGUACUGAUGAGCCUUAGUCUCGAGGGGUGGCAUGGUGAUAUCUCGGGUGGACGAGAUGAAAUAAACACUAUCUAUCAUAUUAUUUAUAAGCUUUAUCUUCUAAAAAGUAAGUUAUAGAGCACAAAGAAAUCCGGCGGGAUCGUAUGCGUCGCCCGGAGCGCAUCAAAACAAACAAACAAAGUUAUCCAACGUCUUCCCCUGAGAUGUCGUAACUUGUACAAGAUGGACAACGUUCAUCAAGAUCAUGAUGCAAGUCAGUGAGCACAGAAGUGAUCAGUUGUAAGUAAGCUCCUCCUGAACAAGGUGCGAAUAGAAUAGAUUGGAUCGGUGUCAUCUAUGUGAGGAGUAUUAUGCUGUGACUUGGUGCUCACCGCUAAUGCUGUUCUCGCUUCUAGACAGGUGAUGGUUGAGUUAUUGUGUAAUGGGCGACCUUGUACAAUUUACGACGACACUGACUACAAGUAUGCUAUACGAGGACCCAACUACUAUCGGAGAACAGCUCCUACUUGUCGACAAAUGGCCACUGAGUAUUAAGCUGAAAAUGACCACUCAGUGACCACUGUGGCGACAAAUGGCCACUCAGUGACUGAAUAAGCUGAUAAUGCCAUGAUCACCAUCUACAGCUAACAACCCCAUGACCAGUGCUGCUAAAAAUGCCGUAAGUGCGCCACAAUAAAGGUGAGCUAGUACACCUUGAGACCUCACUUACUGGCUCUACAGGAGCCAUGACAAGGUGAAUUAGUCGCUUUCUUGUGUUUUGAAACUUGUACAAGACAGAGAAUGUUCAUCAAGAUCAUGUAACAAGUAGGAGUAAUACGAGCUAUAGAUGAUCGACGCGCCGUCUCUGGAUCACCCUGCUAUUUCUCGUCAGGAGCAUGCUUAUCAAGGUGUCGAUUUUGGGUUCUUGCAGGAUGGAUAAGGAAGAGGACGCAGAAACCAAAAAAGAAGUAAAAG